ACAUUGUUUUGUUUUCUGACAGAUUUUUCUAAGUUUGUGGUAAAAUGGAGAACGAUUUAAUGAGAAUUUACAAAUAAAUCCAAAGAAUUAUAAUGUCACAACCUGAACAACAAGGUUGGGAUAAUGAUGAAGAUGAGCCAGAUAAUGUGCCUUCUGCUGAAAUAGAGAAUGGACAUGUUACAUCUAAUACGGAAGAUGAAUCGGAAACUUCUGAGGAGGAAAAUCCAACAACCUCCAGAGAAGGUGAUUUCGAUACAGACUUACCUACAAUUCACAAGUACCUUGGAAAACUGGAUAAUGUCAGAGGUUACACUCUUUAUGAUGAUGGACAAAUAAUUAGUAUUCUUGCAAUUUACACAACAACCAUGGUAUUUCCAGGAUUUACGUUACCUUUAGUUAUAAAUAUGUAUAUGGAAACCUCCAUUUUGAAAGAAUUCCUUGAGAAAAAUAAUGUGUUUGUUUUACUGUGUGCCAAUGCUACUUUUAAUGGCAUUCAUAAUUAUGGAGUAACUAUGGAGGUAUUUGAAACACAAGAAAGAUAUAAUGUCCUUAACAUUAAAGCAAGAGGAAGACAAAGAUGCAAACUUGUACCAAAUGCUGAAAUAAGGAGUUUAACUGGUAGACUGAAACGUGUGACUGUACAGAUAUUAGCUGAGCCAAAAGUUUUAACUCCACUAUGUGAUACACAGCUAUUGAGUUUGAAACAGAGGAGACUGUAUAGUUCUAGAAGUUAUGAUGAUGUAGAGAAAAAUUAUAAAUUCAGAAGGUAUCAUUUGGCCCAAUACCCUUUAACAUCUUGGAUAUAUGAUAAAAAUGAGGCAAGUUACUAUGUAAAGUUGAUUCUUGAUUCUCUGGCACAUUAUGUGGGAGAAUAUAUCCCGGAAGACCCAAUUAAACUUAGUUAUUGGUUUGUACAAAAUUAUCAGUUAAGCCAUGAAGAACGAUUACAUAUUUUAUCAUUGAAUUCUGCAUUAGAGAGAUUGAAACUUGAGUACAAAUAUCUGAAAUUGGACCGAAGUAUGUGUUGCAAUAGUUGUGGAGUCCAUAUAACAGAUCCCAGUAAAGUAUUUGCAAUGUCUAAAGAUGGUAUCCAAAGUAAUUAUGUGAAUCCAGGUGGGCAUGUUUAUGAAACAGUCACAGUUACAUCAGCUCAAAAUUUUAAAUUGGAAGGACAACCAUCAAAGCAAUUUUCGUGGUUUCCUGGGUAUGCAUGGACAAUUAUGCAGUGCAACAGUUGCCACAAUCAUCUAGGUUGGCAAUUCACCAGUAAUACCUUACGUCCCAGAUGUUUCUAUGGUUUAGCAAAAGUAGGUUAUAAAGUUGUUAUAACUAACAGAAGUAAUUCAUCAGAUGAAUUUCUAGAAUUAAUUAACUCUAGGACGAUAAGCUUUUCAAAUGAUUACAUAUCUAUUGUACCCAUAUAAAGAAGGCUUAUUGUUAUUGUUUUUGAUAAGUUGGAUAAAGAAACACAGAAUUGUAAUGAGUAAAGACAUGUAUAAUAUGCAGAAAAUUGUAGUGAGUAAAGACUUAUUACUUAUAAAGUAAUGAAUUGUAUAUAAUUAUGAAUCUUUGUAGAAAAUCUAUAACGUAAAAAUAAAACAAAUUUUUUAUACUACCAAAUUUCAUAAACCUACCACGUAGCAAUGAAAAGGUUAAACUAUAAUAAUCAAAAGGAAUGAAGUUAGUCUGAAUAUGAUCUAUGGAUUCAAUAUAGCCAAGAUGUUAUCUAACUUUUGGUAUCUAAUAUGAAGGUGAAGAAGAUAUUACAAAAUUAUUAAUAAGUUUUAUGAGUAGAUUACUUUCAAACGCUGUAGGUUUAAUUAUGAAGUUUCCCGCCACUAGAGAUGUCUUUUUGUAGAUUAGUGUUAUAUAUCUCCGUUAAGUCAAUUGCUAAUAUAAUAUUUCCUCGUAGAUUUCAUAUUUUAUUGUACAGUUGUUCGCAUUGCAGUAUAAUUAUGGUAAAUUGUUUUUAGUUCAAAAAAGUAUAUAAAUAACCUUUGGUGUAUUUUUCAGAUAUGCUGAUUGGCUUGGAAUCAAUUAUUCAAUGGGCAUUUCAGAUAGUAUCCUGUCAACUUCUUAUACCUAGUUAGUUACUGUAGAAGGAAACUAUUCACUCAUUUCAUUUUUGAGAACGAAACUGGGAAUUUGAACAGUUUUGUUUCAAUUUAAUAUGUUAUUAUAUGUAUAUUUAUAGCAUGUAAUAUAGUUGAAAUUAUUUAUCACAAUAAAAAUUUAGUUUAU
Messenger RNA from Diorhabda carinulata, 2241 nucleotides. RefSeq names its product protein cereblon (gene ohgt). The transcript is spliced from 10 exons. NCBI's taxonomy places the organism in Eukaryota, Metazoa, Arthropoda, Insecta, Coleoptera, Chrysomelidae. The record is from RefSeq and is a predicted model, not a curated record. The coding region runs from base 93 to 1424 and encodes 443 amino acids.